AAUAUCUGGCUGAUGCAAGGGCAUAUAUUAACAAAAAUGGUGUCUCUGGCAUUGGAGAGUUUCUUAAAAAGAAACUUAAUGAAUGGAAAAACGUUAAAAUAAGAUUUGGUAUAACAGGCGAUAGUGGCACAGGAAAAUCAACCUUUAUCAAUGCAAUAAGAGGGUAAUAUUUUAAUGCUUUACCUUUCCAAAAAAAUUGGACUGUACCUUAGUUUUCAUCCAUACCCAUAUAUUAGCUUUUACUAAAAAGAAUAGAAAUAGAAAAGAAAGAAAGUCAGAACGAAAUAGUAUAACGGCUGACAUUUGCAAAAUAUUGGCGGGCUGAGUUAAGUAAUAAUGAUGGGCUGAGUUAAGUUUCUAGAACAUUACCACCCUUAUGUUGCAACUCAUAUUUUUGCAUUCACAUUCAUGCGAAUUUACUUAUAAUUUAUAGCCUACCAGUGUUACUAUGGUUGUAAAAUUACUGUUACAGAAUUUUUGCACAAUUAUUCAGUUAUAUCAUUCAAGGGCUUGAUUGUCCUAUGGGAGCAUGAUUGUCCCCUUGUGUGCUCUACUAAGACGAAAGGAAGCAAGAAUGAAAGGAAGGAAGAAGAUGGGUAUAGAUAAAGGCAAGAUAAAUAACUUGAUAAAUAAUUUUACGCAUAGUUUUCUUGUGUAGACUUAAAGAUAACGAAAAACAUGCAGCAAAAGUAGACGUUAUUGAAGCAACGAGAGAGCCAGCAGAAUACACAUAUCCUGACAACCCAAUGAUUACUCUCGUCGACCUACCCGGUAUCGGUACGCCAAACUAUCCUGAUCUUCGAACCUACUGUGCAAAGGUUCCCUUAGAGAAGUACGACACCUUCCUCAUUUUCACUGCUACUCGCUUUACACAAAACGACUUGGUAUUGGCAAAGAAAGUGAAAGACAUUGGCAAGUCGUUUUUUCUUAUUCGUACAAAGAUUGAUAACGACCUCCGGCCUUUACCAGGAAAAACCACUAUUGACGAAGACACAACAUUGUCAAGAAUCAGAAACAAAUGCAAGGAUCAGGUGAAAGGCUUGAUGUCCAGUGAGAAAGAAAUUUUCCUCAUUGGCAAUUAUGAAAAGGAAAAAUGGGACUUCGAUCGUCUGGUUAAAGCAAUCGGCAAAGCAUUGCCCGUUCUUCAGAGAGAGGUUUUAAUACUGUCUGUAUCAAAUUUAACGCGUGGGUGUUUAAAUAGAAAGGCAAUGUUUCUUAAAGGUUAGUGCCGUUUAAUACGUACUAUUUACAACAUGAGCGGCCGUGUUAUAUCGGAUAUACAAACUCGAGAGUUUGUAUAUCCGAUACAACACGCACGCGAAUGUUAUAAAUGACUUAAAAAACGACUCAUCUUAUGAGUCUUUUUUGGCUCAUCCUAUUAGUCAUCAUGAGGAAUGGAUAAUGUCACAUAGUAAUGCCAACAUAUACAGAUAGCUUGUAAUAAUAUACCGGGUGGCCCAAAAAAAAGUACUCCGGUUUGAUUUGUAAUAACUUCUAAACAAGUAAAGCUAUCAAACAGAAGUAACUUGCAUUAAAUAGAGGAAGGACUAACUUAGAUUUUGAUAUAUUACAGUUGCAUUUUACUUAAAAAUUCACGGAGAUAUCAAUGUUCAAAAUCGGGAGCAUAUUUUGGGAUGUGUCUAAAAUUAGCGAAAAUCGGCGUAUCAAAUUUUAACUCCAGCGUUUGUUUGGUUAAUGACAUAUCAGGGUAACUUGUAUUUCAGCGAAUUGUCGUUAGGGUUUGUAAGGGAUAUGGCGUAGAUUUAGACAUCUUACAUGUAAGUCUUAACUCAUUGUUUCCUGAAAUAUGGACGUUCGAAAUUAUGUAAGUAUUUAAUAGGUCUUUGCAAACUUAAGGUACAUGAAAGACCAUGCAAGGCAGGCGCUUCAAUUUUUCUUAAAUAACCUAUUUUUUAUGUUUUUCAUGGGUUCAAAACAAAGUUGAUUAUUUCUCGGUUAGAGCAGGAUGAAUAUUGUUCUUUAAUGGAGGAAAUAAUAUUGCUUUUUGCAAAUACACAUCACAGUAUCAAAGAUACUAUUUUGUUACGUUUUGUUCCAAAAAUGUUGGAUGUCUCUGGGGAGUUGCUUGUUAUGUCUUUACUUAUGGAGUUGUAUGGUUUGAUUGUGUUUCAUUCUCAGUUUAUUCUGAACUUGCCAAGAUUAAGAAAGGCAAAAGAGUUUGGGUGUUCUUAACAAGAUUUCAGAACGUUGCAGAAGUUACAAAAUUCAUUCAAUGUGAAGUGAGAAAAUUCACAAUUCCAAUGUGACAGCGUGCCCUAAUUCAGAACUACGAACGAUCCAUGACGAUACUUCGCGAUGCAGUGGUCUCAUGAAAUAAGGAAACGUAUUCGUGCUAGGAACACACGCGGAUUUCGGACGCAUAAAUCUUGCUUGUAUUUUGUAGAUAAUAAUACUUUGUUUCAUAAUAAACAAUUUGUCAAGUGUCAUUUAUUUACAGGUAAUAGUGCAUGUUUCAGUCGGGUAAAUCUUGAUUAAUAUUUGAUACGCUGUUUUUGGCAUAUUUCAGACACAUCAAGAAAUAUGCUCCCGAUUUUAAACAUUAAUAUCUCCGUGAAUUUUUAAGUGAAAUACAACUGUAAUAUAUCAAAAUCUAAGUUAGUCCUUCCUCUAUUUGAUGCAAGUUAUUUCUCUUUAAAAGCUUUACUUGUUUAGAAGUUAUUUCGAAUCAAACCGGAGUACUUUUUUUUGGGCCACCCGGUAGUAACACUGGUCAGUGUUACUAUUCAAGGAAGCACUCGCCAUUCACGGGCAGAAACCAGAACUCAGAAUCAGAAAUCAAAGCGUCCCGGGAACUAUAGGUUUUUUACUAAUAAAUAUCAAAUUACAAACUAUCUGUAUAUAUUGGCAUUACUGUGUAACGUUAUCCAUUCCUGAUGAUGACUAAAUAAUUAAGUCGAAACGUUGAAUAAAAAAUGUUGUCUUUCAUUCGGAGUUACUGUUGUUGUGUAUUUCAUGAAAAUGCUCAGUGGUUCCCACAAUUAUUGAAGAUGAUUAAAUAGUAUAAUUGCUGCCUUAGCUCAGUAGAGGCAACACACUAUUCUUGACGUGCAAUGGUUUCUCUAGAGGCCACUCGACCCAGUCUUUCUGUAUAUCGUCGAGAUCUUAAUCUUAUGUCUGUUAAGAUGUCGUGAUUAAGUUACAUAGACAAGCAAGGUUUUGUGUUGCUAACGCAUCUUUCGAUGUCUUCCGUUAAACAUUUCAAUUUGUAAACGUAAUAACAAGCACUCCAAUAAGAAAUUCUAAUUAACAAAUGUAAUAGACGGGGAAAUAUAGACGAAAAUUGUACGGCGCGCGUGUUAUGUUUCCAUUCAGUUGCGUAUGCGUCAUCUAAAUAUCGACGUGGUCGCUCUGCACUAUAAGUUGUAUCAUUUCACGAGUAAUUGGUACAUGAAUAAUGUAUCUGUUUAUUUUUUUAAAUUCUUGUACUCAAGGCCAGGAGCGUAUUAAUGCGUAUUAAUUAAAUGUUUCCACAUUGGACUCCAAAUUCCGUAUUUCGAUUCAAAUGUUUCCAUAUUGCAACUCGAACAAGCGAAUUCAUGAUCAUAUACUAAACGGUACUUAAAUUAAACCGUCGGGUACUACUGUUGUAUUUUUUUAAUAAUAUAUAGAGAAUGGUCUAUAUAUUAUGAUGCUAAUAACUUUAUUAUUUCUAUUUAUUAAUAUAGCAUGAUGCUUAGGCUAUAAUAACUUUAUUAUUUCUUAACAAAUUAAUAUAGUUCGAGCUGUUGCAGUGGCAACCAUUUCAGCGCGCAACGGUGUAAUUCCUAUUCCUGGAAGAGGAGCUGUUCUUGACGCCGAACUUAUUAGAGAUACAAUCGAGGACUACCACAGACAAUUAGGCCUCCACGAUGUAACGUCCGAUACGUUUGAGGAAUUUAAUAAAUACGAGAAGGUUCUUCAAAUCUACAAGUUUCAAUCAGAUGAGGAGUUGCUUUUGUCUCUCAACUCCGAAUCGCAUGGAUUACGCAAGGUCCAAGAAGUUUCCAAGUAUAUUCCAAUAUUAGGAACAAUAAUCGCAGGCAGAAUAUCAUUUGUUUUGAUGUCGCGUUACCUCGAACGCUGUGUGGACGAACUGGAAGUAGUGGCCUUGGCUGUCUGGGACGACGCUGCGAAACGAUCAACUGAGAAUGAUUCAGAGACAAGCACAAAUAAUUCACAUACACAUUGA
Molecule: messenger RNA, 4189 nt
Organism: Paramuricea clavata
Lineage: Eukaryota; Metazoa; Cnidaria; Anthozoa; Malacalcyonacea; Plexauridae
Source: the annotation of a GenBank genome assembly